This is a messenger RNA of Acanthopagrus latus (yellowfin seabream), 2756 nucleotides long. RefSeq names its product nuclear factor 7, brain-like. The record is from RefSeq and is a predicted model, not a curated record. Bases 420 to 1847 code for a protein of 475 amino acids. The transcript is spliced from 2 exons. Gene Ontology annotation, molecular function: zinc ion binding; protein binding. Lineage: Eukaryota; Metazoa; Chordata; Actinopteri; Spariformes; Sparidae.
CUAACUUAUAAAAGAUGUUGGUGACGUCGAAAGAAAUUCUGACAUUGUUGAAUGGAGCAACGAGGACAGCACACUGUGAGAGAUCUCUACUGAACAAUGAACAUUUCUGGGACUGAAAGAGUCAAACUGAGCAAAAGUUGGAUAACAACUGCCAGAACAAGGAAAUAUUCAACUCUGAUUGACAUCCUGACAGCUCCAUCUGCUGGUGACAACCUGACGUGACAAUUAUCAUAGUAAUAAUUCAACCCUGUGACAGAGGUGAAAGGAAAUAAAAUAUAUUUUGACGUUGUUGAACAGAGCUGAGACGUCAUUACAAGGUGUGAGUUCUCUGCUGGAAAACACACAACUGGAGUAUUUAAAGCAAUAAAGAGAAGAGACAGAAACCUGGUGGGUCCUGCUUAAAAUAACUUCAGUAACAAAUGGCUGAGAAAAUUUUUCUUGUGGAAAGUUACCUGAGCUGCCAUGUGUGUUCAGAAACUUUCAGAGAUCCUGUGUCUCUGAGCUGCAACCACAGCUUCUGUUCAAGCUGCCUGCAGAGUUUCUGGGAACAAGCUGAAAACAAAACCUGUCCUGUUUGUAAAAGGAAAUGCUCAAAGGAUGAUCCAAAUGUGAACUUUGCACUGAAGGAACUGGCUGACUCCUUUGCUGAGAGACUGAACACCGGACCACCUGAGACAGAAAGAGGAGGGAGGAAGGUGGAGGUGGUGUGUAGUAAACAUCCAGAAGAGACUAAAUUAUAUUGUGAGGACGAGCAGAGAGCUGUGUGUCCUGUCUGUGAGUUUUCUCUCCACCAGAGUCACAAGGUGGUUCCUGUAGAACAAGCAGUCAGUGAGCUGAAGGAGCAGCUGAAAUCUGACUUAAAGUCUCUACAGGACAAGAGGAACAAAUACAAACAAGUGGAGGAAACAUACAACGAAGUGAUUGAACACUCCAAGAAGCAGCUGAUGUCCACAGAGAGGCAGAUCAGAGCAGAGUUCAACAAGCUCCACCAGUUCCUGAAAGAGGAAGAGGAGUCCAGACUGGCAGCUCUGAGGGAGGAAGAGGAGCAGAAGGGGAAGACUGUCAGCAGAGAGAUGAAGAUGAUUGAGGAGCAGCUCUCCUCUCUGUCAGACAGUAUCUGUGCUGUUGAAGAAGAGCUGCAGAAACACAACGUGCCAUUCCUCAGCAGUUAUAAAGCCACUCAGACCAGAGCCAGAGUCCAGUGCUCACUGUCAGAUCCACAGCUGGUCUCAGGAGCGCUGAUAGAUGUGGCCAAACACCUGGGCAACCUGUCCUUCAGAGUCUGGGAGAAGAUGAAGGACCAGGUCCACUUCAGUCCUGUCAUUCUGGACCCAAACACUGCAAACCGCUGUCUCUAUCUGUCUGAUGAUCUGAUCAGUGUGAGACAGGAAGACACAGACCAGCAGCUUCCUGACAAUCCAGAGAGACACCCCAUCUAUACCCAUGUUUUUGGCUCUGAGGGCUUCAGCUCAGGGAAACACAGCUGGGAGGUGGAGGUGGGAGAUCAUCCUAGCUGGACUGUAGGAUUGGCUGAAGAGUCAGCUGACAGUAAAGGAAAGUUAUUUGCUUCACGAGAAUAUGGAAUCUGGUGUUUACAGCAUGGUGAUGGAACAUACACUAAUGGUGAUGGUGAGACUGUCAGAGUAGAGAAGAGUCUCCAGAGGAUCAGAGUCCAGCUGGACUAUGACAGGGGGGAGGUGUCCUUCUACAACCCUGAAGACAUGACUCACAUCUACACUUAUAGAGACACUUUCACUGAGAAACUCUUCCCAUAUUUCAAUAUUGGACAGGCUGGUGAUGCUAAAACUGCUGAUAUCAAAAUCUGUCAGACUGAUAUUUCUCUAUGAUGUUCAGGAAUGUGAAUUAAUUGUUCAGAUCUUUAACAUUCUAAAUAUACACAUGAUCAAUAAUACAAAUGAGAAAAGUCAGUGUCCAGAUCAACAUAUGGUCAACAAUGAGGGAACAGCAGCGGGAACAUUUAGUUUACUUAAAAUAGUAAUAGUAACAAUACGUGUUUUAAAUGUACAUCAGAUGGAAGUUGCUUCACAUGAUUUGUAAUUAAAUCACAAGCAGCUUUUAUUCAGAAUUAUGUGGUUGUCAUUUAAACAGUAAUAGUGUGAUUUAAUAAACAAAGGUGAAAAUUAUAAUACAUAGAGAUCAUAAAAGACAACUGUAGAAAAUACAAGAUUUAUUCUUAGUCCAUUAAUGAUAUAAUAACUGCUAUUUUCUGUCUGUAAAGUCACAUGACUCAUGAACUGAUUGUAUAUAAAGAAACCUGAAUCAGCCUCAAAUCACCCUGAUGAAGCUGAUCAGCUGAAAACAUGUGAGGAAUAAAUUGUGUCAUACUGGAGAAGAGUUGUGCAGCUUGUUAAAUAUUGAUUGAGUUUAACUGAUUGAUCACACUGGUCCGUAACAUAUAAACUGUGAACAGUGAAGCUGUGACAGUGUGUUGGUCCUCAGCUCUGUUACAAACAGCCUCAUUGAAGAGAGGAAGUACUGAGGCUUGUACAGACACAGAUGUGGUGAUGCUGUCUGACAUUAUUUGCUCUGAAGGAGAAUUCAGAUUGUCACUAAAGAUUUGCUUCUUUAAACAAGUUGAGUCAGUCAGCAAGACUGUAUGAUGCUAACAGUGAAUGAUAUAAAAAGGAAUGAUACUUUUGUUUUCUUUAUGUCAUGUCAUGUCAUUGUCCAAACCGCUUAUCCCUUUCCAUGGGGUUGCGGGGUGUUGCUGCUGGAGCCAAUCCCAGCCUUGUCUC